Pogonomyrmex barbatus (red harvester ant) is the source of this 2128-nucleotide messenger RNA. RefSeq lists its product as uncharacterized. Lineage: Eukaryota; Metazoa; Arthropoda; Insecta; Hymenoptera; Formicidae. The record is from RefSeq and is a predicted model, not a curated record.
AAUAUUAUUAUUCUUCAAUUAUCCCUGGACCCGUUUAGCAAUCAUGUUAACUCCCAUAAGAUCGAUCGUCUUUAACAAUAUCUCGUCAGUGGUUGAAUUAUUUAUUAAAAUUCACCCUGUAUAUUGCUAUUACUAUAUGAUAAAUUAGAAACUUAUUCACUGUUGGUAAAUUUAUGUUAUGAAAUUGUACGAAUCCCUCAGAUGGCGUGUUGUAUGUCAGCAACAAAAUUAAACUUGAUUUGGUGAACAUUAUAUGUCGAGCAUCUUGUGCUACUGGCAAAAUCUGAGAAUAUUGAAUUGGAGAGGUUAUGAUAGACAAAAGUAAUUCAUACGACGUAUUUUAUUCUUAGAACAACACUAAUUGUAGUGAGUAAGAAUAGAGACUUGAGAUUUUUUGAAGAAAUGAUUAGUAUCCACUAGAAUUGAAGUCAAUAAAAUAAAAUUAUGUUCGUUAAUCGAUAGAAUAAUAGUGGGUUUUCUAAUUCAUAUAAUAGAAGCUGAGAGAUUUUGAAAAAAAAAAAGAAAUAAUGGGAAAUCGUUACGCUCAUUUAUUUUGCAUUAUGCCAAACUGUUUUAUCCUAUUUGUUUUUUUCACGGGAGUGAAAAGCGCACCAAUGAAACCUAGCGUCAUAGAUAUCAUAAAGAAUGACACGAAGUUAUGUCCGACAUCCAAAAUUUUAUAUGAAUCAGAUUACAUAAAACCUUGUGCCUCCAUGGCAUAUCCUAAUAUUGCUUGGAACUAUAAACACCUAGACACCUUAAGUAAUUUUCUAUGUGUAGGAGUUUAUGAUACUGCAUAUAAGAUUUGUGAAUAUUCUAGUCGUUUACAAAUUUCUCUCAAUAGUACAGCAACAUUCGAUGCAUAUGUGGAGAAGUAUGUGGUGAAAUAUCCUAGUGAAGAUAAAAAUCAAAAAGAAUUUUGUAAUAAUCUACAAGGAUUUACAUCAGUAUAUAAGGAGACAAGUUUACUUUGGGGACCAUUGGUCAAAAAUCUUGGUAUACCUCAUAAAUGUAUGAAAAUAUGUUUUGAUUUUAAAGAUAAAUUUCAUCCACUAUGUGCAGUAUUUGCUUGGAUUAAAAGCAUUGACAAUAUUCAAAAAGCAAACAAAAUAGAAAAAUAUGAUUUGACAUCAUCUGAUAAACCAUCUAUGACUGAUCAAUCAAAGGAUGAAACAAUUAAAAUUAUAUCAAAUAAAUCUAAAACAGUACCACAAGCAAAAGAAUUUAAAGAUGAGGAUAGAGAGAGAAGUACAGAAAAUUCUAACAUUAAUAAGGUUAAAGAUAAUUCACAUAUACUUAACAAUGUACCAAUUCCAGAUGUAAAAUCUGGAGAAGUAAAAUCUGAUACUGAAAAACUAAAUAAUAUCCAGAAGAAAAAAAAUAUUACUGAAUCACAGGCUCAUAAAUCAGCAUCUUCAGUAUUAGAAGAAAAUAAAGAUAUUGGUGACAUUAAACUUGAAACUAAUCCUGUAAUUACAAACUCCACUAAAAAUUUCCCGGCAAGCAAUGAUUUAUUAUCUACAUCAAUAAAAAAUACUCUGGAUAAUAUAUCCCAUAAAAAAGUUGUAAAUGAAGAAAAUACAGAAAAAUUAAAUAAAGAACAAGAUAUUGAAGAUUUAAAAACUAGUACAUUAUCAGAAAAUACACAAGAUCAUUAUGAUGCUGAGAAUCCAGAGGAAGAUAUGGAAAAUAAUAUGGAUGAUGUAGAUGAUACAAAUCAACAUCCAGUAGAUAUAGGAAAUCAAAAUGGGAAUGUGCAAGAAACAUUUGAACAAAAGAAUAAUGCUAGGUUAUCGGAAUACUCUAAUAUAAGAACGGAAGAUGAUUCUCAUUUCUUUACAUAUUUGACUAUAAUCACUUUGGCAUGUCUUGCUGGAUAUGUAGGUUAUCAUAAUAAACAAAAGAUAUUUGCUAUUGUAUUAGAAGGUCGAAGAUCAAGAAGUAAUCGUAGUAGACGACGACCGAGUACAGCCAACUAUCGAAAACUGGACUGUACACUUGAAGAAGCCGUUACGUCUCAAUGUAAUGCUAAUGUUACUCAUGUCAUAUAUUAAUGCGAGUAGAGUAUCACAAAUUUUAUAAUCUCUGUAUUAUAUAACAAGUGUAAUAUAUUUUCUAUUUAAACACA